Polypterus senegalus (gray bichir) is the source of this 996-nucleotide messenger RNA. RefSeq names its product trace amine-associated receptor 8b-like. The transcript is spliced from 3 exons. The record is from RefSeq and is a predicted model, not a curated record. NCBI's taxonomy places the organism in Eukaryota, Metazoa, Chordata, Cladistia, Polypteriformes, Polypteridae. Bases 1 to 996 code for a protein of 331 amino acids. Gene Ontology annotation, molecular function: trace-amine receptor activity. Gene Ontology annotation, biological process: G protein-coupled receptor signaling pathway. Gene Ontology annotation, cellular component: membrane.
AUGAGACCAAAGGACUUUGGAUUGGAUUACUGCUAUCCUAACAAUAAUGCAUCCUGCUUUAGACGUUUUUUGAAACCAGAACUCUAUUUAUUUCUUUACAUUUUUGCAGGUUUUGUAACAACAGUAACAAUCUGUGGAAACCUUCUUGUGAUUAUUUCAGUCUCUCAUUUCAAGCAGCUUCAUACACCUUCAAACUUACUUGUUGUGUCUUUAGCUGCAGCAGAUUUCUUAAUUGGCUUCUUUGUGAUGCCUUUCCAGUUUUCUGCAGCUAUAGAAAAUUGCUGGUAUUUUAAGACAUUUUGCUCUUCCUAUCUCACUUAUGCAUAUAUUCUAAAUGCAGUUUCUGUUGCAAACAUGGUGAACAUAUCAGUUGACCGCUACCUUGCUGUGUAUGAGCCAUUUUUUUACAGCAUUAAAGUAACUAAUAAUAGAAUGGGUAUUUGGAUUUUACUCUGCUGGUUCUUUAUGAUUCUGUACACAUUAACAUUUCUUUACUUUACAGGGGCUGAUAUUGUAACAAGUUUGUGUGAUGGCGUAUGUAGACUAAGUCAUUAUGUAGAAUGGUGGAUAAUUCAUUGUGUAGUCAUGUUUAUUUUGCCGUUUACACUCAUGAUAUGUUUUUAUGCAAGAGUAUUUAUAGUGGCAAAAACUCAUGCACAGGCUAUUACUGAUAUGUUGCAAAAAAUAAAAUCUAUAGACAGAACAAAAUGUUUUGUAACAACAGUAACAAUCUGUGGAAACCUUCUUGUGAUUAUUUCAGUCUCUCAUUUCAAGCAGCUUCAUACACCUUCAAACUUACUUGUUGUGUCUUUGGCUGCAGCAGAUUUCCUUAUUGGCUUCUUUGCGAUGCCUUUCCAGUUUUCUGCAGCUAUAGAAAAUUGCUGGACAGGAUAUUCUAUUUUGGUAGAAAGACCUCUUUUUGAGGAUAGUGCUUUGAAUGUUUACACAGAUGAUGGGAGACUUGGCAUCAUAGGCAAGAAAGGCAUUCAGGCCUAA